AUGGCCUUGAGUCAACCCGCGCAGAUGAACCGAUCCACCCCCGCGAACCUGCCGCAAGUGACGUCUCCGGUGGAUCCUAGCUAUGGGGAGGAUGAAGAACCCCCCACAAAGGGAAAGAGGAAGACAUCCGGCUCCAACAAGCGAGAGAGCUGCCAACGACUCAAGACCGUCAGGGCCUGCGAUAUUUGCAAAGAGAAAAAGACUCGCUGUAGCGGAACUCGUCCCUGUGCGCGUUGUCAACGACUGUCGUUGGCCUGUGAAUACGAAACAACUUACUCCAGGGGACUUGGUCCGCCACCGCCGCCUCCGCCGCUGGAGCUGACCUUCGAUAACCAGCCACACGAGCAGCAGUUCUUCAAGCAGGAUGUGAGCUUCCCAACAUCAAUUCAGCAGCCUGCACAGCUUGGGGGUGCCCAUCAAGCUUCCAGCAGUGCCGAUCUCUUGACUGCAGACUUUCAUGGAGGUUACCUAGACCUGGCAUCAGGAACCUCGUUUAUCAACCGGGUGUGUCAGCGCCUCAACCAAGACAAGGCGCCGUCCGCUGACAUAAGUGUCUCGGAUGGGUUCAAUGGCGAACUUUCGGAUAGUCCAUCUGUCACUAAAUACGGGGACAAGCCAUAUUCAGACCUCUACAAGCCUGAUUUUACCCUUCCUCCCCUGGAGAGGGCACUGGAAAUGGUGGCCACUUAUUUUGAAUAUGCCGUUGUGACCUACCGGUUCUUGCAUCGUGGUCACGUCGAGCAAUGGCUCCGUCAGAUCUAUCAGAGCAACUUUUCUGCGACAAACCUGCCCACAGACCUGAUGGUGGGGCGAUGUUGUAUUGUCUACAGCGUCCUUGCGAUUGGUACUCUGUAUGAGAGGCGGGCUCCUGAGUCUGAUGUAGAUUAUGAUGAGCAAAGCGAACGUUGGUUUGCCCUUUCAAAGCGGAUGUCCUCCAUUGAGUCGGGCGCACCACGCCUGGAGAUAGUACAAGCGAGACUAAACCGAAGUCUCUAUCUACUGGCGUCAUCCCGCGCCAGUGAAUGCUGGUUCGCAUUCGGCACCACCGUUCAGUUUCUGACUGCCCUAAACAUACAUCGCAAAUGGCCGUCCACUAUGGUUCAGGAGGGCAAGGGCACAUAUCUAGAGCAAGAGCUUCGCAAAAGAACGUUUUGGAGCGCUUACACAUUGGAUAAGUAUUUGAGCGUGAUGUUCGGCCGACCGCGGUUGCUGCACGAUGAAGACUUUGAUCAAGAGCUUCCGGACGAGGUAACGGAUCAAGACUUGUUGAUCAAUGAUCCGAGCUUGCGAUCUGGUGUGCCCGAUGAUGUGAUGAUUGCAUCCGUACUACAUUACCGGUCGGUUUCUGACUUGAAGCUUAUCCUGAGAAAAGGCCAGCGCAAGCUCACAUUUACUAGACUCUCACAGGUGCUGGCAGAUAUUUCACGAAAGUUAUACACCCUCAAUCCACCUGAAGGAUCCCCAUUUGAGGCAGUCAUCCUCUUGACUCUCGAGUUGGACCGAUGGAAGGAGGCCGCAGCUCCAUUAAUGGAUCGCUGGCGAUCUCAGAUCCAGCAGCUCGCCUACUCUCACGCAAUAAUUUACGCCACGCGCUUCUUCCUCUUGAAUGAUUGCCAGGAUAUUCCCCAAUCAAGCGUCGCCAUCUACGUUCACAAAUGCAUCGCUGCUGCCGAAGAAAUCAUGACAAUCAUCAACGGACUCGCCAGCCGAAAAGCUCUCAUUCAUGGUUUUUGGUUCACACAUUACGUCUGCUUCUGCGCCAUCACAGUCGUUUACAUCCAUGUUAUCAAACAGCACCAAGCGUCUUUGGGCGAUUCAUCGAACAAGAAGGUGGAAAACAGCAGCCAGCUACAAUAUCUGUUCAGCCUUGCGGAGACCUGCCAACAGCAUCUGGGCAAGGCCACCUCACAGAGCAGUCCUAACCGUCGAUACGGUAUUAUUUUAGAGCAGUUGCGUCUAGAGGUCCACCGGCAAGUCAUCUCUAGUCUCCGACCGGGUGCCCCAAUAGAGACAGAAGACAGCCAGAAGAGCCUCAAAUCAAACAGUUUUCUUCCGCCUAGCUUCCACCCUGCCCCUGUGACUACUACCGCUGCGGUGUCUCCAAAGCCGGAGAUCAUGGCAUUCGACUCACUACCCUCAGAUCUUUUUGAUUCUCAUCUUGUGGACGACUCUUUCAAAUUAUACGACAACUUUGGCUUCCCGGACAGCUCCGAUACUUCGGCCUGGUGGGCGCAAAUAGAUUCCUGGGCGUACACCGAUAUCUCAGAGGAGCCCUCUGUAUUCCGGUUUUGA
Messenger RNA from Penicillium antarcticum, 2292 nucleotides. Its product is annotated as Zn(II)2Cys6 transcription factor. Gene Ontology annotation, molecular function: zinc ion binding; DNA-binding transcription factor activity, RNA polymerase II-specific; sequence-specific DNA binding. Lineage: Eukaryota; Fungi; Ascomycota; Eurotiomycetes; Eurotiales; Aspergillaceae. Bases 1 to 2292 code for a protein of 763 amino acids. The record is from RefSeq and is a predicted model, not a curated record. Gene Ontology annotation, biological process: DNA-templated transcription; positive regulation of transcription by RNA polymerase II. Gene Ontology annotation, cellular component: nucleus. The transcript has 3 exons.